AUGGAUUUACCUACUUUUGAAAAAUCGCCAAUUGGCUCGAAUCCGCUAGGAGAGGGAAAUUUUGUCAAAAAUGCAGCUUGUAUUAUCAUUGGUGAUGAAGUAUUGAACGGAAAGACUCGUGAUUCAAAUUCAAAUUAUUUCGCUAAAUGGUGCUUCAAUUUGGGUAUUGAUCUAGGAAGGAUUGAAGUUAUUCCGGAUGAUGUUGGCGAUAUCGUUGAAGCUGCAAAGAGGCUGACCUCAAAGUACGAUUUGGUCAUCACAAGUGGUGGUAUUGGACCGACUCCAGAUGAUAUCACGUAUGAAUCAAUCGCAAAAGCAUUCGACGCCGAACCACUGAAAUAUCACGAUGAAACACUUCGAAGGAUGGAAGAAAACCUAAAAGCACGCAGACGUGAUGCAGGACAAGGAGAAGUGACAGAAGAUAUGAUCACUGCACGUAAGCGAAUGGCUUUGUUUCCCGGUCGUGAUGCAGAGAUCAUCUUCCCUACAACACAAUUAUGGGUGCCGGUUGUAAGAAUGCAUGGAAGACUUUGUAUUUUACCCGGAAUUCCUCGUCUCUUUGAAGCUCUUUUGGAUGGGCUAGAGCCAUAUGUGCCCAUUGAUCCAAACAGACCAAGACCUUACAGACUAUUGAUCCAUACCAAGAAGCCAGAGAGUAACAUUUCUCCCUUUUUGGUCGAAUUAACGGAUAAAUGCAAACCAGAAGAUAUUAAAGUUGGUUCCUAUCCUAACUUUGGAGAAGGCGUUGAUGUUUCAUUGAUCGGAACAAAUCUCGAUAGACUGAAGGAAUUGGCAGAAGAAGUGGAAAAGCGAGUGGAUGGAAAAUUGGUCGCUCAAGGAAAGAUCGGCGAAGCAUCUUCCCGUAAAGAUUAA
This is a messenger RNA of Meira miltonrushii, 873 nucleotides long. Its product is annotated as Molybdopterin binding protein. NCBI's taxonomy places the organism in Eukaryota, Fungi, Basidiomycota, Exobasidiomycetes, Exobasidiales, Brachybasidiaceae. Bases 1 to 873 code for a protein of 290 amino acids. The transcript has a single exon. The record is from RefSeq and is a predicted model, not a curated record.